CACAACACGAAACGUCAGCUUCCUCCGAGCAAGAAACACUCUUUCUGCCAAAUAACUAACUCCCAAAUGUCACAAAAGAUAUAAUAUCGAUGAUGCGCACAUCAUCUACCUUUCUCCAAAUGGAAAAAUGUAAUCCUACCUCUUCUUUCCCGAAUCCCUCUAAUCAGCGACACUCUCAAAACCCUACAAUAACUAAUUAUACAAUAACUAAUUAUACAAUAACUAAUCUUAGGAACAUACCUUCUGUAUAUUCAUCUACUCCUACAUCAGCUGCACACGUAGAAAUGCUCUCCAAACAAUCUCAAUCACCCCAAACCACACACACACACACACACGCGCGCGCGCAUCGCAGCCUUCGGAUAUCCCUCGGCCCACCAACGCUUUCUAAGCAAGCCGCUUGCCCCCUCUUGGGUGCCACACUCCCCUCCCGCCAUCACGUCUUCGAAAGAGAGGCGUCACACAUGAUUCCUCCUAUGGCCCUCGUGCCAGAGAGAAGUGUGCGUUUGCGCGGCUGGGGGAGGGGGAAAAGCACGAAUGCCGCGAUGUGCGGCUUGCCAUGGCUUUAGACUGUGCGGACCGAUAUUCGGAUGGCAUACUUAGGGUGUACACUUCAUAUGUAUGCUAGAAAAAGAUACAGACUUAGUCACCACCUCCCUUACCCUCUGCUAAAGAUAGCGCACAACCAUUUUCCUAAACACUAUGUACUAUCUUUUUCGCGCGAUUAGUGGUUUGCGGGGUAAUUCCGCGGGGGAGAGCUGUAUUUAGAGCUGACAAACAGGUACCUUUUUUUCGCUUUGCUGACGGGAAUGGGGAAC
Molecule: messenger RNA, 815 nt
Organism: Bipolaris sorokiniana ND90Pr
Lineage: Eukaryota; Fungi; Ascomycota; Dothideomycetes; Pleosporales; Pleosporaceae
Exons: 1
Coding region: 90-566 (158 amino acids)
Source: RefSeq, a predicted model, not a curated record